AUGAGCGAACCUCUAAUCUCUGCAUUUUCUACAUCCGUGAGUGACACUCGCAGUGCCCAGCAGCAUCCAGUGAGUGUUGGUCCUCACUCCAUGAGUUCCAGGUAAAAAUGUCUGAGAGACAUAUUUCUCAGACCGUAUCGCUGAAAGGGGGUUUAUUCACUGAACACUGAAUUGUCGCAAACUAAUUGCUAAAUAGCUAAACUGUAACUAUGGCAGAGUUGUGGAAUUUUUACAAACUAGCAAUUAUUGCCCAGCUUUCACAAUUUGGUUUUCAAUUCAAUGUUUAGUGAAUACAAUUCAUUGAUAAUGUAAAUCAAUUAGUUACAGUGGUGACAUUUAAAAAAAAAGAAAAAAGGUUUGGUUUAUAUGAAAAAAAGCGAUUUUUCUUAACACAGCAUGAUUCUAUUAUUUGCAUUUAAUCACUCCUUUGAUGGCAGGUAUUUUGAAAGUUUGUAUAACUGUUAGCAUACUUUUCAUACUGUCGGACUGUGUCUUGUGUUAAAUGGAUGGGAAUGUAAAAUAAUGGCAUAAAAAUUAAUUUCAUAACGAGUUAUGUAUUAUAUCUGCUAAUUAACUGGUGAUUUAGUCAAGAUUAAUAGAAUAGGAUUUUUUUAGUAAACUGAGAACUUUUAAGAAUUGCAAAUUUUAUGCAAAAAGGAAAAUUUUUCAACUUUGCUAUUUUAAGAAUUCAGCUAUUUAGGCCUGGGCAAUUCUCAAAAAUGUGCAAUGUUCUAAAAUUCACAGUUUACUGAAUAAACCCAUAAAUUGAUGUAAUUAAGAGAAGUUAUGGUGAGCAUAUACAGGAUUAUUUACUAACGUACACGACACAUUAAAGGCAAAAUCUCAGAAUUGACUGUAACGAUAGAUUAAGGGAAGCUGCUGUAUUUGUGUAAAUGUUUUGAUGUUAACCUAUAACGUGUGUUGACAAACGCCCGUGCAGCGAGCCAAUGCAGUCAGUGUUGUCCAGAGAAAGGACAGUGUUUAUAUUACUACCUAGGGACAUCUCCAUUGGCAGCCACUCAGACGGCCCCUAGAGCUGCUUCCUGGUGCAGCACUGACGUUCAGUGUCUCCAUGCUUUGAGUCAAUGCAUCUCUAUGAGGAGAUGCUGAUGGCCGUAGCGUGCCAUUUUGCCGCGUAUGCAUGAGAGCCUCCCAAUGCUUUCUAUGGGAAAUCAUUGGAUUGGCUCAAGGGGCGGAACGUGGGCCUGGCCAGCUGGGACUGUACCCAUGUGGUGCUGGAAAAAGAUGAGUAAAAUCACCUUAUUUAACCAGAGGUAAGGGGGGCUGGUAACACAGAACCCAGACGGGUAUAUUAGACCUAUAGCGUCAGGAAUACAUGAUUGUAUUCCUUACACCAUAGUGCUCCUAUAAACUACAAUCAAUGUGUUUAGAAACCAGUGUGUGCAAAUAAGAUACAUUGUUCUUGUUCUAAAUUACAUCUUGUUAUUAGUAAGUCACCUAAAAUGAGUCAGAACAAAUUAAAGGGUAUUAUUUUAUCUGUUUCAAAUAUUCUUGCUUUUCAAUGUAUUUCUUCUAAGUUACUGUUUUUUGCACAUAUUUUCUACUUGGCCACAAUACUAUAAUAAUUUUACUCUAUAAAAACAUUAUUGCAAGUUCUCUUUUCCUUUUCCAAGUGGUCAAUAAAGCAUUGAAAUAUUAAGUCCUCUCUGCUAAACCCUGAGACAUGCUGAGUCCACUGAAAACUUAUUUUUUUUGCAUUAGAAUGGUCUAAGUACACCUGCAAGCCUCAUGUAGUUCUAAUCCCCACAUCAUGGGUCUUUUCUAAAUCCAAGCUUUCUGACAGCUUUAGCCAUAGCACUAAUCAUUGGAGCAUACCUGCCAAGUGUCCUGAUUUACAAGUUGCAGUCCCACUUUCCCUGUGGCACAGUGUAUACCAGCCUUCCAUAUAUUUUCUAUAUAUUGUAGUUAUUUUAAUAUUUGAGAAAGUAAUUAAAAUACUAUGUUUAUUUUAACUCCUUCAUUGCCAAGGGACUAAAUGGUUAGCCUUUUCAUUGCCGACCCCCUUUUGGCAGCGUGGAACAAUCCAUACACAAUCUCCAUCACGGGUAUUUAGAAUACUUUGGAAUAUACCAAGCGGUGGGCGGGGGUGAGCUGCGCUGGACUCUGUAUUAUCACACAAGAAUUUGCCAGGGAGACAGGUGCAUUGGGUGGUUUCACUGGGGGGCGGGGCCUACGUUGUGAUUGGUUGGUAUGCUGUGGGCGGUGAUAGUGGUAAGGCGAGGUGUGGGCGGUGACUUUCCGUGCAUGCCCCAGUAAUAAAGCGGUAGAGGGCGUUCCUUCUCCUGUCAGUCAGGCCGGGGGGCGUGGCUCCGUGCUCCUGGCUGCUGCUGGGGAUGGAGCCGGUGCAGAGCGCUCAGUGUCUGGGAGCCGGGAGGGCAGCGUGCAGCGCCCCCUGCAGGACAAGGUCAGUACUACACCGGGAGAUAGGGGGACAGGGCAAGCUAUGGGGGAGUGUGAGUGACCUAACUAUGUAUGGGAGAGUGUGAGUGACCCAACAAUGUAUGGGGGAGUGUGAGUGACCUAACAAUGUAUGGGGGAGUGUGAGUGACCUAACUAUGAAUGGGAGAGUGUGAGUGACCCAACAAUGUAUGGGGGAGUGUGAGUGACCUAACAAUGUAUGGGGGAGUGUGAGUGACCUAACAAUGUAUGGGGGAGUGUGAGUGACCUAACAAUGUAUGGGGGAGUGUGAGUGACCCAACAAUGUAUGGGGGAGUGUGAGUGACACUGAGUAAGUGAGUGACCUAACAAUGUAUGGGGGAGUGUGAGUGACACUGAGUGUGUGAGUGACCUAACAAUGUAUGGGGGAGUGUGAGUGACCUAACUAUGUAUGGGGGAGUGUGAGUGACACUGAGUGAGUGAGUGACCUAACAAUGUAUGGGGGAGUGUGAGUGACCUAGCAAUGUAUGGGGGAGUGUGAGUGACACUGAGUGUGUGAGUGACCUAACUAUGUAUGGGGGAGUGUGAGUGACACUGAGUGAGUGAGUGACCUACCAUGGACCUGAGUGACACUGAGUGAGUGACACUGAGUGAGUGAGUGACCUACCAUGGACCUGAGUGACACUGAGUGAGUGACACUGAGUGAGUGACCUACCAUGGACCUGUGUGACACUGAGUGAGUGACACUGAGUGAGUGACCUAACAUGGACCCGAGUGACACUGAGUGAGUGAGUGACCUACCAUGGACCUGAGUGACACUGUGAGUGAGUGAUAAUGUAAAUGAGUGACUUAACAUAGACCUUAGUGACACUGUGAGUGAAGUAUGUGACAUAGAACUGAGUGAGUGUAUUAUGUGAUAUACAGCUGGGUGUGUAUAACAUGCAGUCAGUAUGUGCAAUAGGCAAUCACUGUGUAUAAUAGAGAGGCACAGUGCAUACCUCCUAAGUGUCCCUAUUUAGGAUGGACAGUCUGUAUUUGAAGCCGAAAUCCCUCCAUCUCUCUUUCUGUCCUAAUGUCCCUCUUUUCUAGGAGCUCCAUAUUGUUGGUGUGACUGAGUGUAUAACAGAGCUCCACAGCAAUAAUACUCCCAGUAAUGUGUCUGUGUAUAACAGAGCUCCACAGCAAUAAUACUCCUAGUAAUUUGUCUGAGUGUAUAACAGAGCUCCACGGCAAUAAUACUCCCAGUAAUGUGUCUGUGUAUAACAGACUGAUCUAGAACAGCAUUUCCCAGUUGAUGUUCUGCGGAACCCUGGGGUUCCGCGAGAACACAAAUGGGGUUCCGCCCAAAUUUCAGGAAACAAAAUUGCCGCCACGAUAAUUGAGGCAGUCGGCAAGGGAGCAGUGACCCACGAUUUUUAUACACUAUGUCAAAGGGUUCCACGGGAAAAAAUAAUUGGGAACCCCUGAUCUAGAAGAAUCUGCCAUGUCUGUCGGGGUUAUUCUGUACAAUUAGAAUUAGUUGGAAUUCAAAGUAAAAUUUAAAUCAAAUGUAGAUAAGAUGGACAAAGUCUCCAAGCCAGCUAUUUUUCCAGUUAAGCUACUUUGGCAUUAAGGGAACACUCAACACACCUCACACCUAAAGCACUCUAUCUAGCUGAAGACCAUAUGAUAUUUUUUUCAUUUUACAAAAAGUGUAGAUUUCAAUAGAAAUUGACACUUUUAUAAAUUAAUUGUGCCACACCCUCCUGGCUGUCAGUCAGACAGCUGGUCCUGAUACUUCCUGGUUUGGUUAACUCAGUGGAGCUAAGUUCCAGAUGCAGCAAUUGCCCAGAGCACCUGCCUUGCAAGGACUUCUCAUUGAGCUGCAUUUGGAAGUCUGUGAUUGGACAGUCACAGAAAGUCUGGGUGGGGUUAGAAGGGGAGGGCUUCAAAGGCUGCAGACAAGAGAUCUGCUCAAGCUGCUUUUAGAUAUUCCCACAAUGAAAAAAAUACAUAAUUAGCACAGCUACAGAAUUAAAAGGCCAUCAUGGUGGAACAUUUCCUUAAGGGGUUUAAUGCACGAAUGCUUUCAUUUGGAUUCUAUCUGCUAAAUAGUGAUUUUAUUUCCUUUAUUGUAUUUGUGCAGUGGAGUUUCGCUUUUCAUUACCAUUCAUUUUCAAUUCCCAAUAAUUCAGACUUUAGUAAAUAAUCAUGUUGAGUGGUUUUGAAACAGACCCACAACUACGAAAGCUACCUGUCUAGAAAUCCAGAACUUGCCGCAGCUCGCUAUCAUUUAAACACUACUCCAUUGAGCAGCCAUAUAGUCCUAACUUAUAUUUAGCACCAGGUGAUCUCCGACACUGCUGCUAACCGGACCUAAUAAAAACAACUGCCCCCACUUGUUAAACAUGUUUUGUUUUACCCAUUGUACAGCGCUGCGGAAUAUGUCGGCACUAUACAAAUAAUUGUAAUUCUGUGUAUUCCAGAACACUGUCGGUACUCAGAAUAAGACUUGACAGUUUUCUAGCAGUCGCGUCUGUUUACUAAUCUGUUAGAAUUUCAUAUAUAAAAUGCAUAGAUUGGUCCUCUGGCUUAUUUCCAGAUAUGUCUGUAUGGUAUGUUCGUUUGUGCAGAAAUAUCCCAACCCUGACGUAGACGUAGUUUGUAACACUGAAUGCUGCCGGCUACCUGAGCAGGUAUCAGGUGUACAGGAUACUGUUUUACAUUAGGGGAGGUGCCUUUUACUCACCGCAGAUCAUAUAACCUCUAGGUAAAGCAAACAGUACAUGGAAUCUGGAAGUUAAGUCAGUGAGAAUGUGCCGUUGACACUGGCGGACGGAGUUUGCCGGUCAGAGGACAUCAAUGGAAAGCAACCAACUCUGGAAGCUGAUCUUCGGGCCAAUUCAGUAGAAGGCUACCCAUGACCUGGCAUGCUCUGGAAACCUCUGGAUAUUGUGGGCAUCAAAGCCUGGACCCUGGGUGAGAUAUUUACACAUUUAUCAAGUCAAGGCCAAGUAAGGGAGCUUUGACGUAUCUUGCCUUUACUUGGAGUUGAAACAUAAGAGUUUCAGCAAUGGGCUGAGCUUAAUAACUCAUUGCUCCUCACACCAGCACACCAUUGACCCAACAAUGGUCUGGGAUUUUUGGAAUUACCUUACUUGUGUUUCCACUGGAAUUUAAAAAAAAUCCUGGACUAUUGAUGUCGUAAGAAGCAUGACCAAUAAUUAAUCAAUAUGUACGGACAAAUCCCUUUGCCCGUUCUAGAGAUGUACUAGGUGUGUUCUGGCAUCAUUUAUAGCAUAUCUUAACUUCAUCUCUCCCGGUAGGAAUGCCACAUCCACCAUGUUUUCGUGACAUACAGGUCUUCUAAAUGAGAUUGUAAAACACAUACUGUAUGUAGAAGUAAUAUGCUGCAGGGAGAAAUCAAUUAACUAUUAGAGGCAUUGAAUUUAUGAAUUUGAUAUACUGCAAAUCAGCACUUGUGCCGUCCAUCUGCAUGUAGAAGUGAUACAGGUUCAGGCAAAAUGUCAAAUUGUCGGGAACUGUUAAAGUUAAUUGUUAAUGACCCAAUUGACAUGUUUAUCCAGAUUGCUUGGUAGCAUGGGUUAUUAGAGGGGGUGCAUGACCAAUAUGCGCUGGUUGUCAUAUUAUCAGGUGCCAUCCAAUGGCCUUGCCCACCACUAAGCAGCAUCAGACCACACCACAAAUUUGACCAUUAUUUCAUCAUUGGGAUCUAUUUCUGGACACGUGAAUUCUUCAUACUGUGAUACUGUGCAUGAAAAAUGCUGCCAGUCAUAUGCCGCGGAGAUGAAACCAAAUAAUCACAGCUCUUCUUUGGAGGUCACAACAUGUGUUAAACAAUGGUUUAAAUGCCAGUAGCAUGUGAAAUGCACAUACACCUGGAAGCACUUUUCAUACCCAGCCCAACCGUCUUUAAAGAAUUUCAGAUUGACCUCCAGUAUGCUAUACUAUUGAGGUCUGUUUGAGAGGCAAUCAGCAAUGUUGGAGAUUUUAUUUCUCAAAUUAUUUUGUGGUCUUAAUGUUGCAAUUUAGUUGUUAAAGCAGUCUGUCACCGUUUAGUGGAUAUCAUACCUUAUGAAUGAUAUGUUCCUAAACAAAAAAUGAUUUUGUAUAUUUUAUAAAAAAAAAAUAAGCUGUAUACUAUUGAUGCAGGUUAUUCCAAAUAUGGCUGAACUUAAGUUUUUGGUUAGAUAUAGGGCAGUGUAUCAAAUGUAAAUAUUUGUCUAAUCCAAUAUUCUUUUCAAAAAUUCUAACAUUCUAUAUAUAUAUAUAUAUAUAUAUAUAUAUAUAUAUAUAUAUAUAUAUAUAUAUAUAUAAUUUUUUUUUAUUUUUUUUUUUACAUUCUUUAUUUUUGUUGUGCUAGUAAGUACAUGAAGGCUUGUGAUGCCACAACAGCAAGAGCAAACGUUUCGGUAAUAAACAUAAUUUUACAGAGUCAUGGCACAUAAAGAAUUUGCAAUUUUUUGUAGUAGAAAAAUAAUAAAACUGUAAUAAUGCUGAUAAGUACACAGUGCGUUGUAACGAAAAAAGGUAUUUUGUAAUAAAUGCUUAGCCUAUGCACUGGUAGCAAGAAACUAGGUAUAGGGUGCUAAGUAGGAGAUCUGCACAUUCAGAUCUGUUCGGGUUCAUCCGAUAACUAUGUGUGCACUCCAUGUCACACAGCCAGACAUAGUCUCUGUGAGCCAGAACCUUCCACUCCCCCGGCCCCAAGUCUCAAGAUGGGCCCAUGUGCUAUCCCCACUGAUCCGGUUGCUCUUGGCACCAGGAACAGUGUUCCGAGAGGAACAGAGUGAAGUUUCUCAGGGGACGUAGGGCAAGCGUGGGGGUCCUCUCCCUCUCAGCCCUCAGCCUGGUAUAGUGGCAGCGGGCACCUGCUACCUUGGCCUUCAGGCUAGCAUGAUGAUGUCGGGGCCUUUUAUUCCUUCGUCGGAGGACUGGAUUCGUUGAUACCUGUCUCAAAGAACAGCAUGGAUUGAUGAGGCGGCUAACAGGAUGUGAGUCAUAAUGCGAGUUUUCACUCUCUCUUCUCUUCAUGCCAGAUUUCUCCGCUCUCUAUUUUCUGCCAGAAAGCUGAGAUGGUUUGGUCAAGCCGCUCCAUGAUUGAUGUCCACGGGUCUCGUGUGGCAGUAUUAUUAGGUGCGUCCGCCAUCUUGGCUUUAAGGCAGACCUUGUGUAGGUACAGAGGUUACUGGGCUGCGGGCCCUCCCUCAAUUGAGUGUCAAUAGCCAGAGAGCUGUUGCCGUGAUAACCCUCACCGGCAGGGGGCAGAGACAGGUCACCCACGCGCCUCCACUCCCUCCCGCAGCCAUAACAGUAGGGAGAUCGGCCGCCUCUUUUAAAUUUGAAGGGAAAUGUGUCCUUGUGAUGGUCCGGGAGCUAUGGAAAACGUUCUCGUCCUUUGUACAAUACAGUAAAAUUACUGAUCACAAGAUUUAGCAGUAAAAAAACGAACAAGAUAUAGAGAUAGGGACAUGGACAAAGGGGAGUUUGUUUCCGCCUAUAUUAUGUAAUUUAGUGUUCAGUUUCCUACAACUCGCUGCUUAGUAAAAAAACAAACAAAUUAUUAUAAAAAUGAGCUGCACUCUACGUUUCAUAGGGAUUACUUUAAAUAGUUUAAAUAGUAAAUUGUACAUUGUAGAGUUUUAUGUCUGUAGUUUAUCUGGGAAUUUUUGGCAAAUAGUUUUAUUAAGCAUAAAUUGCGGUUACUUCAAAUAAAGGGUUUAUCCUCUAAACAUCAAACUUUGGUGAAUGAAAACAGAAUUGUACAAUUUGGGCUGUAAUAGCCAAGCUGUGAAUCAGAGUUGGAUAUUUUUAUGAAUAAGUAAUAUUUCCUGCAAUUUGUUUUUCAGUACUCUACAUUUAGCUUUUAGCGAAUAAACCCCAGUAAUAUAUCCUGUAAUAUGAACAUUUGGGGUCGACGACAGGGAGGGUCUAUUCACUAACACCUGUUGUAGGUCUACAUUAUUGUAGUUUAUCAACUCAAAAUAAACAAAUUCUAUAAAAUGGUAUAUACCUUAACUACAAGUUAAGGAGAUUCAGCCAAUGCAAUUUGUGCCUCAAGAGCACUUCUCUAAGGUACGAAAUGCUUUAGCUCCUUCUGUGUGUGCCUCUUUCCCUGCUAUAUCCUGAACAAGAAAUAAAGCUAUUUUUUUUAUUUUAUAAAAGCUGGUUUUAGCUGGAAGUUUAUUUUUUGUUUGUUCGUAUUGAAUGCAGGUGUUUUGAUGUGACCCGUAUCAGAACUUAUCCCAACUAACUGUUUAGUUAAUACACCCCUUUCAUUUUUGUAACCGAAGCACAAUAUUACUCAAUAUAGAAUCUAAUUAUAUACAUACUCCAAGGAUGGAGACGUAGAAUUUAGGAGCCAGAGAUGUAUUUAGAACCUAAUAUUAGCACGCCAGUAUUCCAAGAGUCUGUGUGAAGUACCUCCAUUGAGUUCAGUUUAAAAACUCAAAAUAGUUGGGUGUCUACAGUAUCAAUUUUAGGAACCAUAGGUUUAAGAAUAAAUAAGUAGAAGCAGAUCUCCCACAAUGCUUUGCUUGUCAUUAGGCUGGCAAAGCAUCAUGGGAGCAGUACUUGUACUUUUUAUACCAUCACUGCCUUAGAGUGCUGGGAGUAGAAUGUUUAGAUAUAAAGACAUGGUGAUGUUAAAUAUCUGAUUUGGCAUGAUACAGCAGGCAUUGUUAGGAAUUCAAAGUAAAUUUGCCAUUUUUGAUGAAAUGUAAAAUUCACCAAGUCAGCUAUUAUUUUCAGAUCAGUGAUUUGGCCUAGAAUUUCAAAUUCACUGCGAAUUAACUUAACAUUUCCCACAUUUUACCUUGCUAGAGGUUUGUGCAUUUCAGAAACUGCCCGUUUAAAUUUUAAAAGAUUGUUUUAACUGAUCACAAUUCACUGUUUAGUGUAUCACCCCCACGGUGUAAUCCAUUUUAUUUUCAAAACAAAGAAGGUUUUUCUUUCUUUUUUUUUUUUUUUAUCAGUACAAGAGAGGUGCAUUCACUACCUAGAAGGGUCUGUUUACCCAACAGUGAGUGGCAUAUAUUUUGCUGAUUUAAAAACAGAAACACCACAAUGUAUCACGUAGUAACUGGACGGGACCCCAGCGGGUUGAUGUGCAGUUUGGAGAAUUAAAGGUUUCAUUCACUAACCAGUGAUAUUUGGUAAACUAAAAACUGAAUUGUAAGAUCUAGAUUUCAAUAGCUGUGAUGGAAAAAAAAAAUGUAUCAAAAUUUUCCAAAUCUAUUUUGACUGAAACUUUGCAAUUCAUUUUUCAAUUAAAGGGAAACUAUAGUGCUAGGAUACAUAGUUGUAUUCCUAGCACUAUAGUACCCUCUGCCACUCCCCUCCCAUCACUGAAAGGGUUGAAAACCCUUAUGUCACUUAUCUGAUUCCUGCGCUGAUGUCUAUUAGUAUUUGGUCAGGCUCUGAGACUGUUCCUCCGCCAACAGGGGAACCUAAUGCACAUGUUUUGCGAGCGCCACAAUCACAUUAGGUCUUCUCCACAGGAAAGCAUUGAAUCGAUGCUUUCCUAUAGAGUUUUAGCUGACGUUGAUGUCCAGCCUCAUUUAGCGACCCACAAGUCUGCUAAGGACCCAGAAACGCCUCUAGUGGCUGGUUUAGUUUGGUAGACAUCCAAAAGAGGUUGAGUGAAGCUUGCACGGUAAUUAUUGCAUUUUCUCAAUAAAUUGAAUAAUUACAGUUACAGGGUUAAGGGAACAUGGGACACUGCACAAAGACCAAUGAGCUGAAGUGGUCUGGGUGCCUAUAGUGUCCCUUUAACUACAAUUCAUUGUGUGAAUGUUAAAGGGACACUCAACGGCCCAAAAAACCCCCAAAACUAUUUAGUAGAUAUUCCCCCCAAUGAAAAAAUACAUAUAGUUAAUUAAAUAUUUUUUAUUAGGGUUAUAUCUAAAACGGCCUCUAAAAGCUAUAGAGCUCCCUUUCUAACCCCAGCCAGACUUUCUGUCCAAUCACAACCAGGAAGUAACAGAAACUGUCAUCUGAUAGACAGCUUGUGGGGAAGGGGGUAACAAAGUUAAUUUAUACAAGUGACAAUGUCUAUUAAAAUCUGCACUUUUUGUAAAAAAAAAAAAAAAAAGAGAGAAAAGAGGACACUCUUCUAGCAUAAAACACUUCAUUCCGCAUACUAAAGUGAUUUAAGGGUCUGGAGUGUGUCUUUUAGAGAUUCAAUGUGAAUUUUUGUUUUAGCUUAAAAUAGUCAAGCUUUGACCUAAAAUUUGACUCUCACUCUGAAUUCCCAACAAAUUAUACUCGGUUUAGUAAAUAAUCCUGUUUAGUAGGAAAGAAAUGAUUUGUACGUUAUAUUAGUGAAAAAGCUCCAUGUUUUUAACGACCAUAGUAUUGUGCCAUGUUUGGUUUCCUGUGUCCGAUUUCGGCUAUAACAAUGGUUUUGCCAAUUUAUUAUUAAUUAACCAAACCCGGCUUUGUGCAGACAGUCACUCUUCACAGACGAUUUACAAAACUAAUGGACGUUUAUUAUUAAGCAAAUAAAGAUAUAAAGUCGUGGAUGCAGAGAUAAUACAUCGCCUUCUGCAUUGUGUUUGUUCAGCUUGAUUUAUCAGAAUAUUCAUUUCAGCUGCAUGACAUGCACACACUCUAUGGCUGUAUUCUCAUAUCAUACACGCAUGUUAAUAGAGACCUCAUUAUUGUAAAUUCUCUAUAAUGUUCCCACAUAAAAGCAUUCUCUCCGCAGAGAGUAGAAUCAGGUUGAAAUCUCUGAUGAAUACUGAACCCACCUGAGCACUUCGUAUGAUUUUCUUCCUGUGAUGUAUAAAAGGAAUAAUUAUUUAUUUGAUAUGCUAUUUUCCUCUAAACUGUGUCUUUUCAAGGUUCCUCACCACAGCAAUUCAAAUGGUAAUAAUAUUUCUAGGAAGCAUUAAAAUACACCUCACAAGUGCCCUUUAGGAGUGACAGUCCCACUAGUCGAGGCACGUACAGCCUGCGGCCCAUGGGCUGCAUGCAGUCUGGAACCGCAGGCAAUGCGGCCCACCAACUGCGGUACCAUCCGCAAGUUGACUCAGGGACCCGGUCAGACACCGCGGCUCUGAAAUAGCGUGACCGGACCCCUGCUUUGUAUGAUGCUGCAAUUUGGCCUAAAUUUUGAAAUCCACUUUUCAUUUUCUGCAAGUCCCACUUUGUUGAAUAUUCCUGUCUGUCUGUGUCAUAGUAUAGGCCACCGCUAUAAUUUUAGCUGCUGUUUGAUGACAUUUCCCAGAAUCCUCUGGCUGCAAAUUGGGGUCCAAAUGCCUACAUGUGCUACUGAGGUAACUUACACAGAAACAUGCGUCUCACUGCUAUUUGAAAAACAUUAAUUUAGCGUUAUACGGGGAAUGUUACAGACAAGAUUUACAAAUGGGGGUCCUGUACAAAGCAGAACCAUUCUGGGACUGAAUUCUAAAAGUUAAAGGGACACUAUAGUCACCCAGACCACUUCAGCUCAAUGAAGUGGUCUGGAUGUCAGGUCCCUCUAGGGUUAGCCCUGCCUCAUGUAAACAUAGCUGUUUCUGAGAAACUUCUAUGUUUACAUCUGGGGUUAAGCCGGCCUCUAGUGGCUGUCUUCCGGAAAGCUUUGAAAAAUGCUUUCCUACGGACAUUUUGAAUGCGCGCGGCAAUGCCGCGCAUGUGCAUCCGGUGACGUCAGACAAGGAUGCUGACGACGGGGGAGGAGAGGUAAGGGAGCCCGGCGGGGGGAAAAGGGUGAGUAGCUGAAGGGGUAUUAACCGCUUCAGCGCCGUGGGAGGGGGACCCUGAGGGUGGGGGCACCCUCAGGGUACUAUAGUGUCCCUUUAAGCAGUUACCAUGGAGACCUAUUGAAUGUUAAUUCUGUUAAAGAGCAAUACUUAGACUACAUACUAAAAGUGGAGCAGUCGCCAUGGAUACCAAUGGAAUGUUCAUUCUGAUUGCACCUGUUUUAGAAUGUUUGUCCCCAGAAUUUCUCACUCUCAUUAAAUGUAAUUUUCAAAAGACAGUCCUAGGUCAGAUCUGUCUUAUAAUAGCACAUAUUAUACUACCCCAAAAUUAAACCAGUGAAGGGCAUUAGCUGCUCCCUGGUGAGUCCCCUCCAAGCAUGCAGGAGGUAUCAUUCAAACUGAGUCGUGUUACAGCAUUGUGUUUCAACGCCGUGUCCCUUCCUCCGAUUGCAUCUUGGCACAAGGGAACCCGUGGUAUCUAUUUCAUUGCAGGGUAGUAUCUUUCUAGACGUCUGCUUGGUCUCAUGGUUACUCCUGUGUUCUCAUUAGCAGUUGUAGGUUCUAGGAAAAAUAUCCCUCCUUAUCGAGAAGAGGAAUUUGUGAAAAGACUGUGACUGUGAGUUGCUUGAACAGGAUUUUACAAGUAAGCAGUUGCUCAAAGAUCGGUAUCUUGAAAUGCAAACUGGUUUCAAAGUAUUUCUCGUGGAAUAUUGUAGAGUACGGAACAUGCCUUGCGGAGUUAUGUCAGUCUUUAGAGGUCGGGUAAACCAGUGCUCAGCUUUCUACGUCUUCAACAGGAAAUAAUUUCAAGUUAAUUCAUAUUAGUAAUAGUGUUUAAUAUAAUAUGUAUAUUGGCAGAUAAAAUCUUCCACAGGUUGUAAGAUUUUCAUUUUAAUGUGCUUUGUAUCUUUUUUGUUUAAUUAGGUGGACUCUGCACUUUACAGGUUACAUUACAGUAGAAGGAGUUAUAGUAGUGGAAGUACGAAUACAGUGUAUGUAUAUUAUAUUUAUAUACCACUAACAUUUGUACUUAGCACUCUACAGGUUAUAUUACAGUACAGGUAUACAGUGUAUGUAUAUUUAUAUAGAGCAAACAUUUGUACUUGGCACUUUACAGGUUACAUUACAGUACAGGUAUACAGUGUAUGUACAUUUAUUUAUAUAGUGCUAACAGGUGUACUCAGCACUUUACAGGUUACAUUACAGUAGAGGGAGGUACAGUAAGUGCAGUAGGUAUACAGUGUAUGUACAUUUAUUUAUAUAACGCUAACAGGUGUACUCAGCACUUUACAGGUUACAUUACAGUAGAGAGAGGUACAGUAAGUGCAGUAGGUAUACUGUGUAUGUAUAAUUUAUUUAUAUAUCAUAGGUGUACUUGGUAAAUGAUGUAGUAGUGCAGGGAAUGUAUAUUUAAUUUUAUAAAGCAAUGAUUACAAAAUAGAAAACUCCCUGGGUUUCAGCCUGGCUCCAACAUCGGCCCCCCUCAGUCCUGAGGGCCAGGGUCCUACCAGCUGGAAUGGAUAUAAAAUAAGGUUACGUCAUCUCAAUCAUCUGUCAAAUAACUCAGUUAUUUCCCAAACUACUGGACAGUCUUUACAUUAGUUUUUAUAAAUAAAACAGGUGUUCCAUAUUUUUCUUCACACACAUUUCUAUUUUGCACAGAUCUCACUACAUCUGAUCUAUUACCCUGUCCUCAAUUUAGUAACCCUUCCAAAUAAGCCAAUACUGUUAGUAAAACUCUCCAAAUGAUUUGUCUAAAGAAAUACCCGUACAUGUUAAUGGUGUCUUUUACAAAUCAAUCAAUUGGAAAGUUAUUCUAACAAUACCGAAUAAUUUAAAAUGCUUAUUAAAUCAAGGCUCAUGUCAGUUUGUGUUUUUUUUUUUUGUUUUUUUUUAAUAUUUUUAUCAUUUUGAAACUAUGAAAUCCAGUUGCCAUUCAAAUUGCCUGACUUUGUUAUCCUUGACCUGCUCUAUAAAACGUACAUUACCAAAAAAAUCUGCAAAGAUCAUGUGAUGUGAGCAGCCAAUCAGAAUCUGAGAUUAGCUCAUUAACAUUUUUAUGAUGCUUUUUGGUGGCGCAUAGAAAAUAAUGUUAAAUAAGUGACAAGUCUGUUUUUAAAACCAAAACAAAAAAAACCCUACAUUAAAGGGACACUAUAGUCACCUGAACAACUUUAGCUUAAUGAAGCAGUUUUGGUGUAUAGAACAUGCCCCUGCAGCCUCACUGCUCAAUCCUCUGCCAUUUAGGAGUUAAAUCCCUUUGUUUAUGAACCCUAGUCACACCUCCCUGCAUGUGACUUGCACAGCCUUCCAUAAACACUUCCUGUAAAGAGAGACCUAUUUAGGCUUUCUUUAUUGCAAGUUUUGUUUAAUUAAGAUUUUCUUAUCUCCUGCUAUGUUAAUAGCUUGCUAGACCCUGCAAUUUAGAGAUUGAGAUACAAUUAUUUAAGGUAAAUUACAUCUGUUUGAAAGUGAAACCAGUUUUUUAUUUUUUCAUGCAGGCUCUGUCAAUCAUAGCCAGGGGAGGUGUGGCUAGGGCUGCAUAAACAGAAAGUGAUUUAACUCCUAAAUGACAGUGAAUUGAGCAGUGAAUUUGCAGGGGAAUGAUCUAUACACUAAAACGGCUUUAUUUAGCUAAAGUAAUUUAGGUGACUAUAGUGUUCCUUUAAAUAGCACCGGGUAUUAUUUGAAUAUCCUUUUAAUUUCAAGCGGGUCAUAUAUUUUCAUUAAUUCAUACUUCUAAAUAUUUGAAUAUAUCGUAAUUCAAUGUUUCAAAUGUUAAGAAACGAACAUUUGAAUAUUGAAUAUAAAGUGAUCCCUUUCAUUAUUUUUGUUUACACAUAUUAUAAUCGAGUUAGACGUAUUGCAGUAAGUCAAUCCAUUUGAACCCUCUUUACUCAGUAAUCUGGAGUUAUUUUCCUGACAGCAAUAUUGUUGUGAAACGUGUUUGACCUUAUCACGGGAAAGUCUUCGGCAUUUUUCAAGAACUCGAUGCAAAGACUUUGAUGCACAUCAUCAGGGCGUUUUCUAAACCGGUCAGGUAGCAUUUUGAAAUGAUUUCUUCUAAACAAUAAUACGUUCCUAUUAAAAAUAAAUAAAUCACGUGUUGCUAAUACUAUUGCAGGUGUAAUAUAGCAAAUAGAAACCAUUUUAAAGAGGGACUAUAACAUCUCUGGGAAUUAUACCAUUGAAUACAUUGAAAAACUUUUUUCCCAUGGAUGCUUCAUUGUCUUUUUUACAUUUAUAAGUGAAGUCCCAAUCCAAUUCAGACAAGGCACAUCCGUGGCACGCAUUGCAAAUGAGGAGGAAAAGCACCAUUUUUUGUUUUUUUUAAUAUAUUUGUUAUUUUAACUUUUACAUUGAGGUUUUUUUUUUUCAUUUGUUUUUUUUUUUUUUAUGGGAUGUAAUCGUCCGUAUUUUUGUCACUUUUUUUCAUUCCACUUUCAGAUUUUCUCCUCCUUUUUUUUCUGAUGAUUUUACCAUUGAUUACAUUUACAAAAUGAGACUAUUUCAGAAACCCCUUUGACUGUUAUAAUUCAGUGUUUACAAAUGAGAGACUGCAGGGUCCAACACCACUUCAUUAGGCACAGGUGCUUAGUGUCUCCCUUUAAGUAUACAGGUAUUUAAACAUCAUUUUAAAAAUCAUCCCCUUUAACGCACGUUUGGGAGAUUUAACAAACGUUAUUUUGGAGCAGAGUGUUAAAUAAGUAAAAGGAAAAACAUUAGAAUGUCUGUUAUCCUAUAGCAUACUGUCCUAGGAUAGCUGGAUUUUCCAAUGAAAAACGUUCCUGUUUCUGAUUUAAGAUUUUCAUACACAUGAUCUAAUGCAGAUGUCACAGCUUUAUAAUGAUCUUGUUAAUUGUUAGUCAUGUAUUUUAUAUUUAAUAAACUGUUUCAAGUAUACAUGAAGUUAUCUAAGUGCUGAAUAUGGCACUGAUAUUUGUCCUAUUUCUCAUGUAAUUCAGAUCUUAAAAGUAGCAGCUGUUCAUGCGGUAAAAGAAGACAGGGUUUGAUAAAGUAAAGGAACGUCUCAAGUACCAUAACAACUGCAGCUUAUUGUAGUGGAGAGGCAGAGAAAACAUUGCGAACAGAACAACAAAAUUAGCGAAAGAAAACCAGAGAAAACCAAAAUAACAGGUUUAAGGGGCAGAACUGAAGCUGUGACAUUUAAAUGCCUGUAAGCACCUGUCGCUGUCAGAUUAAUUGUGGAUUUGGUAAACGCACAAACAAAAAAACUUAGUCUAAACAACAAACACCCAGCAGCCUCUCUCACGUAUAUUGACGGGUUGAUCGUGACAUCCCCCAUUGAGCUAUGCCCCUUUACGUCAUGGCUGGCUCGGGUAGGACUAUAACAAUGCAGGUAAGACAUUGUUUGACACAUGCGUUGGAGUCAUAGGGGUUUAUUCGUUAACAGGAUUAUUUAUCAUAGUAGAAUUGCCAGGAAUUCAAAUUCUGUAAAUUUCACAUUUUAGGCGAAAUAAAAUGCUCCAACUCAACAAUGUUUACAAUUUGGCUAUUUUGGCCUAAAAAUGUAACUUUCCUUUGAAAUCAUUUUGAUUUUCCCGCAAUUCACACGUUCUGUAGAUUGAAUUUUAAUCACACAUUGGAGACUCCUGCAGGAUCCAGAAGGCUAUGUAUUCCUAAGCCUUACUUUCAAAUUUCUAUUGCACAUAUAAGCGAAAAUGAAAUCAAUAUUUUACUCCUCAUCCUUCAAUGAUUUAGAAAUGUUUUUAUAUCUAUAAUGGUAGGAAGCAGGUUGCUAUAGAAUUGCCGUUUUUAAAAAAUUAAAUAUUAUACAUUCUUUCUUUGCAGAUCAUACACAAGAUACAGCAAGUAUGGACAUCACCCAUCAGCUUUCUUAUCUGUCCUGAUCACCACUGGAAAUAUUUGGCAGGGGUGUGAGACUGCAUUAAUUACACGGUAUGCACUGAUUUUCUUUGAUAUGAGCUGUAAAAUGAUCAUUAUUGUAUUGUGUCAGACACUUAGCCCCUGAUCUCCGUGCAUAUAGUAUGUAAUGGUUAUUAGAUUGAAUGUGUGUAUAUUGUGACUGUACGUACCCAUAUCCCUGUUACUAGUACGAUUAAUGCAGGUCUAGCCUUUGGGGUAUUAUGUAAAUUCCUCAUACAGUUAAAAUAGUAACUGUGUAACUAUAGUUUUCAGAUAAAUCCUUGAAACAUUGAAGGGAUAUAAUUACCAGCACCCCCCACCCUUUUUAAUUAAUUAUGAAGAUGAGAGAUGUCCAACCUAAUUGUGUGGGGGGGGCAUAAAUAACCAUUCCUACAUUGGCGCUUACUAGCAGGGCAGUGGGUCAGGCUCACAGCAUCUGACUAUGGCGGAGAACCUUAGGUGGAGAUUGGAAAGUCUCAGGUCUGAUUCUGGAACCUUUUCAUUGUUUUCUUUGUGCCCCCGGUUACACCCUGUGAUACCGAGAGAGAAGUGUCCUACAUUUGUAGGAGCGCGCGUUGGGUGCAGAAUUUAAUCCAGCAUGUGUGGGGUUAAUCCAGCAUUUGUGAAGUAAAUCUAGGUUUAUAUAAAACUUUUUUUCAGUGUUUGGCAUCCUAACGUGAACUAUAGAACAUGUUACGGUGAAGGGUUGGUCAUAGAGCAUAGUAUAGGGAGGGUUUUGGAUGUGCUUAAGUCAAUAAUUGUUGUAGGUGGCAUAAAAGUUACCCUUAGUCUUAUCCAUCUGGUCUAUUUGCCUGCUAUCAAUAUCCCUGGUCAAGUAGUUCCUGCUCAGAAUGCAGAGGCAGGAUGGUGGCACAGUAGGCCACUAAUAAAGAAUACGUUCUCUAUGAGAAGACCAAACAAGGGUUGAGAUGAUCUACCAGAGAUGCUAUGUCUGAGGCCAGCCGACACUCUCAGCCAGUAAACAGUGUUGAAAUAGGGACAAAAUGAAUGUGUGAUGCAGAAGGCGACAUUCUCCUUUGGCUAUAUCUAAAGAGGGGGCUACACUGCAGGUGCCUGGGAAUGCAAAAUUGUCAAACAAAGUGAAAAACAUUUCGACUCUUACCAGGGGGGCGUUGCCAGGGCCUCAUAACCUAGUCAGUGGGCUGUUGUGGUUAUGGUGCUUGUGUAUAUAUGGAAAGAGGCAAGAUCUAUCUAAUAAAUCAAGUUUUCUGUCCUAUAGUAUACAAAGUAUUAAAACCCGUCCUCUCAUUGCUGGUUAUGUCGCUUUAUUUGACAUGUUUUAUGUAUUGAUAAGCGAAUGGGUUCUAACAGGAAUACCUUGAGAUUUCUGUUCCUUUAAUUCACUCGGUUUGUAUGUCAUUACUUGUUUCUCUGCUGGAAGAAUUAAUAUUAUUAUCCUUUAAGGGUUCAUCAAGUUUAGCAACACAGGGGGAAUUACGUGGUUAAUAUGCGCUUAUUCAGGUUAUUUUCUUUUCCACCUUUAAAUUAAAGAAAUGUCUCUGAAUUAGAAAACAGCUUGGUUCGCUUCCUAUAAGGCUUUUACACUCCAAACCUCUUGUAAGUCGUGUACUGCGCACGUAGGUAGAAGAAUAGAGGCAGCGGAAAAACUCUUUGUUUAAGAAAAGUGCUUUCAUUUAAUACACCCACGCGUUUCAGUCGGGUGCCGCUCUCAAGUAAUGGCACAAAACAAACGAUUGCUGAGGCUGUGGAGGCCUAGCCGUGCCAGUCUCUCAGCGGCUGCACUGAAUGGGGACUUUGAGGGGACAAGGAGUAGUUGUGUUAUUUACAAACACUGCAUUGUCCCCUUCUCAGUGUAGAUAUCUGCUAGACUUACGCCUGCACAUCUGGGAACGACUUUUUUUGCGUUUUUGCUCCCUUUUCUGAAUUUGAGUUGAUUUUUCUUCUGAUCUCCAAGUUUCUGAAAUUUGAUUCUGUCGUGACCUCUGUUAAACGUAACACAUUAGGUCUAUUUGUUAAAGAGGCAUGACCUUCGUUUCUAAUUCAUACAAACUGUCAGGCAGAGGUGUUGGCAUGUUAAUAAUAUAUUUAUACAGCACUUUUUCUCCUCUGUAAGGUUUAAAAUGCUUAGUACGUUUGUGGAUUUAACCACAUUCGCCACUGAUAAAUAUGUUAAUAUUACCAAACUUAAUGGUAUCAUUUAUUUUUUAUUUUUUUUUAGCAACCUCAACAGCAUGAAAAAAAUGAAGGUUUUAUUCAUUAAACACUAA
Pelobates cultripes (western spadefoot toad) is the source of this 19237-nucleotide messenger RNA. NCBI's taxonomy places the organism in Eukaryota, Metazoa, Chordata, Amphibia, Anura, Pelobatidae. The record is from the annotation of a GenBank genome assembly.